GGUACUUGGAAUUAAGAGAUAUGAAAAAAAAAGAAAAAGAUUUUUCACAAUAUAACCCUCACAAGAAAAAAAAAUAAAAUAUUUAUUCAUUUCAUAACUUUUUUCAAAAUGUUUAAAAUACAAACGUCACGCUACUAAACUACGAUUUUGCACCACUGGCUCCCUUAUUAAAGCUAAGCCCGAAUAUAGCUUUGUUUGUACGUAACUAUGGUUACCAAAACGUGUUUAAUUCAGAGCAAAGAUUGUCAGCAGUACUCAUAACGUAUAUAUUUCUAAAUGAGAAAGUGAGUGUAUGGAAACAUAUACUGAAAAUUAAAGUUAAUAAUAUAUCAAAGAGUAGCGAUUAUAAAAAUGAUUUUAAGUCGAUCAAAACCAGCAAACGAAAGAAGUGAAAGCAGCAAUUCAUCCAAAAGGUCAUUCCCAGAACUAGAAGACUUUAUCUUGAAAAGGGAUUAUUUGGGGGCCAUUACCAUGCUGGAGUUCUUGAGACACGAUGGUAAUACAGAUGUUUGGGUGGUUGUUUGGUCAGCGUGGUGUUGGUUCCAUCUCGGUGAAUAUAAACGGGCUCUGGAUCUUUACCUGGAAGUCGAAGCCCGUAAUAAUCUUGAAGACUCCGUGGCAGAUAACAUAGCACUGGAUUUAGCUGUUUGCUACUUUUAUUUAGGGAUGUAUCCAGAAUCUCAGACAGCCGUCGAGAAGGCGCCCAGCUGCCCUUUGAAGAAUCGCCUUCAGUUUCAUCUUUCCCACAAGCUCGGGGAUGAGGAUGCUCUGAUGCAAGUUCACGCGACCUUGAGAGACGUUCCCGAGGACCAGCUUAGCCUAGCCUCAGUCCAUUACCUGCGUGCUCACUACCAAGAGGCUAUUGAUGUUUAUAAAAAACUUCUUUUAGACAGACGCACAUACAUGGCGUUAAAUGUAUACGUUGCGCUGUGUUAUUACAAACUCGACUACUACGAUGUCUCACAAGAGGUUUUGGGUAUAUAUUUAGCUCAGUAUCCGACAUCAACCGUUGCUGGAAAUCUGAAGGCUUGCAAUUUGUUUAAGUUAUACAACGGCAAAGCAGCUGAGAAUGAAUUGAAGCAAAUAUCUUCGGAACAACAUACAUUCGGACAAGAUCUAGUGAAACAUAAUUUAGUUGUGUUUAAAAAUGGCGAAGGAGCUUUAAAAGUCCUACCAGAACUAGUAGAUGUUGUGCCGGAAGCAAGAUUAAAUCUAGCAGGUUACAAACUUAGACACAGAGAGCCGUUGGAGGCGAGGAUGUUACUAGAACCACUGCAACCGACAUCUCCUCUGCACUAUAUACUUAGGGCUGUGGUGGCUGUAAGACUAUAUAACGAAACCAAUGAUGAAGAGCAGAUGAAGUUGGCUCAACAGAGUUUCCACAUUGUUGGCAGCUCGGCUUCAGAAUGCGAUACAAUUCCUGGACGUCAAUGCAUGGCAUCCUCAUACUUUCUGGCUGGCCAGUUUGAGGAAGUGCUGGUGUACCUUAACUCAAUUAAAAGCUUCUUUGUUAACGAUGACACAUUUAACUUCAACUACGGACAGGCAAAAGUAGCAACUGGCUUUUAUCGCGAAGCAGAGGAGAGCUUGCUAGCCAUCCAAGAUGAGAACAUCCGCAACUCUUUUACUUAUCUUGCUUGUCUUUGUCGAUGUCAUGUAAUGAAUAAAGAGGCUCAUCUUGCAUGGGAAAUUUGUGUCAAGUCAGCCGGAACCCCAGACAGCUUCGCGCUUCUUCAACUGGUAGCCAACGAUAGUUAUCGAAUGGGGCAGUUUCUUGUCGCCGCUAAGGCUUUCCAUAUGUUGGACAGAUUAGACGGUGGUCCAGAGAUGUGGGAGGGUCUUCGUGGGGCGGUGUGCGGCUGUGCUCAAAGUGCUGCCGCUGGUGCUCGGUCCGGACAGCUGAGAGAGGCACUCGCUCUCCUGAGGGGCGCACAUCCGCGGGCAGAACAUAUAGUAAGACCCAUAGUGCGGUGGGCCCACCAGAAUAGAAUUCAAGUUUAGAUAAUAACAAGCUGUUUUUUAAAGAUUUAUUGUAUUCUUUUUAAAACCUUACAACACAGAUCUGUUAAUAAAAUUAUUAGAUAAACCCAAAAA
Molecule: messenger RNA, 2094 nt
Organism: Danaus plexippus (monarch butterfly)
Lineage: Eukaryota; Metazoa; Arthropoda; Insecta; Lepidoptera; Nymphalidae
Gene: Ttc26
Product: intraflagellar transport protein 56
Exons: 12
Coding region: 352-2001 (549 amino acids)
Biological process (GO): intraciliary anterograde transport; intraciliary transport involved in cilium assembly
Cellular component (GO): ciliary basal body; ciliary base; intraciliary transport particle B
Molecular function (GO): protein binding; intraciliary transport particle B binding
Source: RefSeq, a predicted model, not a curated record